AUGGAGAAAGAAACUUCCAAUCAAGUCUGUGAAGAUGAGGAUAGAAGAAAACAGACUAUGCAACUUGCUCCUAAGACCAGCAUCUCAGAAAUUGCACUCAAUACAAACUUCAGCUCCUCACCAUUCAUUAUAAAGAAAUUAGCACAGACUGUUAAUCAGGGUAGUGGGACUUUGCUUGUUAUUCUUAGUGUCUCUUCAGAUGUUGAUACUAGUGAUGAAGAUUUCACAAUUUUCCUCCCUCUUCAUCAUGAUUAUAUCAAGUUGCCUGCAAGCCUCUAUGAGUAUUUUACCAGUAUACCAAUAAGUAUUCCUGCUAAAUGCAACAUGUCCCGAUUAGGCUGGAGUGCAGAAAACCAGAGUGAAAUUACUGAGUUUAUUCUUCUGGGAUUUGGGGACCUUCCUCAUCUACAGAUCUUCCUGUUCCUUGUUUUUCUGGUGAUCUACAUAUUGACAAUGACUUUCAAUAUUCUCACGGUCAUUCUCAUAGUGACCGACCAUCACCUGCACACACCCAUGUACUUCUUCUUGGGGAAUUUGUCUUUUCUGGAGACAGUCUACAGCUCAACCACCCUGCCCAGGAUGCUGACCAGUCUAUUGACAGAGGACAAAACCAUCUCUUUUAAAGGAUGUCAUAUACAAUUAUAUUUCUUUGAUCUCCUGAUUGGCACAGAAUGUUAUCUGCUCUCUGUGAUGUCUUAUGAUCGUUUCUUAGCUAUAUGCAAACCCCUCUAUUAUGCAACUCUUAUGAAUGGUAAGCUGUGUAUCCAGCUGGCCAGUGCCUCUUGGAUUAAUAGCAUUUUGUUUACUUCUAUAUAUUUGAUCCUGGUGUUGCAACUAAAGUAUUGUAAUUCCAAUGAAAUGGAUCAUUUCUUUUGUGACUCUCUUGCAUUGGUCAAUAUCUCAUGCAGUGAUACCAGCCUUGUGAAGUAUGCCAGUGUAAUCCUGACUUUUGUGUUCAGUUUUCCCCCUUUUCUUUUGACCCUGAUUUCCUACAUAUAUAUUAUUGAUUCAAUUUUAAAAAUCCCAUCCACCACUGGAAGGCAGAAAGCCUUUUCCACUUGUUCUUCUCAUGUGAUUGUUGUUUCCCUGUUCUAUGGGGCAUUAAUCAUUGUAUAUGUGACACCAAAAACUGAAGCAAUGAGAGACCUUAACAAAAUAUUUUCUCUUUUUUACACAGUCCUUCCGCCUUUAGUUAACCCCCUUGUAUAUAGCCUGAGAAACAAGGAUGUCAAGGAAUCUUUCAGGAAGAUAACUAGAGAAUAUACUACUCUGGUGAGA
Podarcis muralis (Common wall lizard) is the source of this 1278-nucleotide messenger RNA. RefSeq names its product putative olfactory receptor 2W6. Gene Ontology annotation, cellular component: membrane. Gene Ontology annotation, molecular function: G protein-coupled receptor activity; olfactory receptor activity. Gene Ontology annotation, biological process: G protein-coupled receptor signaling pathway. NCBI's taxonomy places the organism in Eukaryota, Metazoa, Chordata, Lepidosauria, Squamata, Lacertidae. The record is from RefSeq and is a predicted model, not a curated record.